Molecule: messenger RNA, 1434 nt
Organism: Melitaea cinxia (Glanville fritillary)
Lineage: Eukaryota; Metazoa; Arthropoda; Insecta; Lepidoptera; Nymphalidae
Product: proton-coupled amino acid transporter-like protein pathetic
Exons: 6
Coding region: 1-1398 (465 amino acids)
Biological process (GO): amino acid transmembrane transport
Cellular component (GO): vacuolar membrane
Molecular function (GO): amino acid transmembrane transporter activity
Source: RefSeq, a predicted model, not a curated record
AUGAGCGAUGAAAAACAGCCGCUCCUCACUGGACCGAACACCCCUAUCGACAAUACCGAGGUACAAAGCGUAGAAUUGGUCGCAAGUUCUUCAGACCGUACAUCACCCUUUAAAGAUGAAAAGUCGAAGAAAACAGAAUAUAACCCCAUAACUGAACGACUUUUGGAACAUCCUACGUCUAAUUUUGACACACUAAUCCAUCUCCUUAAAGGAAAUAUCGGGACUGGUAUUUUGGCAAUGCCUGAUGCUUUCAAAAAUGCUGGUCUAUUUCUAGGUGUAAUCGGCACUUUGUUAAUGGGAGCGAUAUGCACACAUUGUAUGCAUAUUCUAGUGGCUUGUUCUCGUGAGUUAUGUGUCCGAAACCAGAGACCUGCUAUGAGCUUUGCUGAAGUAGUCGAAGACGCUUUUGCGAUGGGACCCAUCCCUUUACGGCCAUAUGCAAAAAAAUUCAAGAAUAUGAUCGAUAUAUUCCUAGUAAUAACACAACUAGGAUUUUGCUGUGUUUAUUUCUUAUUUGUGGCUACUAACCUGGAAGACACGAUGCAUUUUUUUGGCAUAAAUCUUAGCGUUUAUACUUAUCUAGCAAUGAUAUUCAUCCCAAUGUUAGCUUUGGCUAUGGUGAAAAACUUAAAAUACUUGACUCCAGUAUCCCUAAUCGCUGCAAUUAUGACUGCUUGGGGCCUGGUGGUUACAUUCUAUUAUAUAUUGCAAGACUUACCUCAUACAAGCAGUGUCAAAGCCUUUGCAAGUUGGCAUCAGUUACCUUUAUAUUUUGGGACAGCGAUAUAUGCAUUUGAAGGCAUUGGAGUGAUUUUGCCUCUGGAGAAUAACAUGAAGACACCAGAAGCCUUUGGUGGAUGGACUGGUGUUUUGAACACUGGAAUGGUUAUCGUGGCAGCUUUGUAUACAGCUAUUGGAUUUUUUGGAUAUUUGAAGUAUGGUGAUCACGUGUCUGGAAGCAUUACACUUAAUUUACCAAAUGAUAUGUUAGCACAAAGCGUCAGGGGCGUGAUGGCUGCGGCAAUAUUCCUCUCGUACGGCCUUCAGUUCUACGUGCCAAUGAACAUCGUCUGGCCGUAUAUUAAAACUAAAUUGAGUUCUGAAAUGGCUCUUGAGUACGGCGAGGCUGUGACACGAUUCGUUCUCAUUUCCAUCACAUUUAUCGCGGCGGUGCUAAUACCCAACCUGAGCAGCAUCAUCUCUCUAGUGGGUGCAUUCAGCAGCUCCGCACUGGCACUAAUAUUCCCACCUAUAAUUGAAAUAGUAACGUUCUGGCCCGACCGACUUGGAACAAAAGGUUGGAUAUUGUGGAAAGAUCUUGCGAUUGUAGUUUUCGGCGUAACAGGUUUUGCCUUCGGUACUUACGCAAGUUUGGGGAAUAUUUUAAAAGAGUCUUAAAGAUUAUAUUAUAGUAGAGGUUAUAACAAAACCACA